Molecule: messenger RNA, 1902 nt
Organism: Cylindrotheca closterium
Lineage: Eukaryota; Bacillariophyta; Bacillariophyceae; Bacillariales; Bacillariaceae
Source: the annotation of a GenBank genome assembly
AUGAAGCGAUCUACCCUCCUCAUUGGAAUCCUGGCAUCUACAUCCUACAGUGACGCCUUUCAGAACGCUCACUCUACCAGAGCUGCAAACAGCUUUGAUGCUGCCCUUGGCAAACGGUCACGAGAGGAUUCUCGCUUAUUCGUUCUGUCGUCACCUCCUCAGUCUGAAACCACAAAUCAUCAUGACGAAGGAGACAGUGAUAUCAAACCACCACUAGAUCCCCUCUUUCAAAUGGACGAUGUAAAAGACAACGACCUUUAUCAUGUGGAAGACACGGCAGACGACGACCAGAAAGAACCAACACAGUUUGCCGAGUUGGUCAUGGAGGAGGACGGCGAAGAAGAAGAGCCAGAAGAUGAUUUCAGCUUUUACUAUCGUGACGAGGAUGAUAUGUUGACGGAACGAGAAGACCGUCUUUACGUUGAUGAAAAUGGUUUCCGACGCAAGGUGGAACGAUGCUUCUUGGUGGGUGUGGAAGCUCUUGCGGAACAACGCAGAGCCAAAUGGGCCGAUCAAUAUUACGAUCCACUGAAUGGAGCUGCGGGAGCUCCUACCUUUUCGCUAGAAGAGAGUCUGAUCGAAAUGAGGGAUCUCAUCAAAACCGCUGGUAUGGAAGUCACUGGAGAAAUUACGCAACGAUUGCAAGAUGUGAAUCCUAGAACCUACAUUGGGACAGGAAAAGUCAAGGAAGCCCAAGAAAUGAUGGAGGAAUUGGGAUGCACGACAAUCGUCUUUGAUGCCGAAUUGUCCCCAGGACAACAAAAGUCACUGGAAAAUAUCUUCAACCGAAAUCUGUUGAAUAAUGACUUUUUGGUACAGGAACGAGAGAUUAAGGUGAUUGACCGAACGGCGCUCAUCUUGGACAUUUUCGCACAACACGCUAGAACCCGAGAGGGUAAGCUGCAGGUCGAUCUUGCGCUCCACGAAUACCGUAAGCCACGAUUGACCAAAAUGUGGACGCACUUGGAGCGUCAAUCUGGAGCAGGAGGUGUCGGUCUCCGAGGUCCAGGAGAAUCUCAGUUGGAAAUUGAUAAACGUUUGGUACGAGAUCGUAUCAUUGUUCUCAAGAAAAAGAUUGAUGACAUUCAAAAGCAGCGAUCAAUUCAUCGACGCGGACGCAAACGCACCGGACUGCCCAUUUUAUCCAUUGUCGGUUACACAAAUGCUGGAAAGUCAUCACUUCUGAAUUACUUGACUCGUGCUGGCGUCAUGGCGGAAUCCAUGCUUUUUGCGACGCUUGACCCCACCACUCGCAAGGUGAAAUUACCAGGGUACCGAACUCACCCUGAAGUUUUGCUGACGGAUACAGUCGGGUUCAUUCAAAAGCUACCAACCAACUUGGUCGCAGCCUUUCGAGCCACUUUGGAGGAAGUUCAAGAAGCUGAUGUGUUGGUUCAUGUCAUUGACGUUUCCAAUCCCUCCUGGGAAAAGCAAGAGCGUGCCGUCAAUGCCGUUCUAGCAGACAUUGGAAUUGAGGACAAACCAAUCGUUCGCGUUUUGAACAAGAUUGAUUUGUUGGAUCCAGAGGAUGCAGAGUAUCUCCGAUACGAAGCUGCCUUUUCUGAUAAUACAGUUGCCGUUUCGGCAUUGUAUGGAGAUGGUCUACAAGACUUUGUGGCCUGUGUUGAGGACGCCAUGUCCGACUUGUUAGUCCCAAUUGAAAUGGAGAUUCCGUACGAUAAGGGAGACGACUUAAACAUGAUUCACGAACAAGGAAACGUAGAGACAAUCGACUAUCGAGAAAAAGGAACUUAUGUGCUUGCGCGAGUCCCUACCGCUCUUGCCAAUCGAUUGGAGAAGUACAGUCUGGCGGGAUCUGAAGAACCAGUGACGAAAGAAGGUGAGGAGGAAAUCGACUGGGUUGCGAUUGGCAGAGGGAGGCACAGUGUUGAGAACAAAUAA